CAAUAUGAAUUGCUCUCCAUCAAUAAUCAAGAUCCUGAUCCACGUCAUUUCGUUAAAAUGAUAUUUAAGUUGGAAGUUUCUCUUUUAUUCCUAUUAAAUAUCGAAAACUUUGCAUUCGUUGUUGGAAUGAUCUCAAAUAUUCUUCAAGAGAAUGACUCUAGCGGAAUAAUCCUAUCCAUGAUGAAAUCAUCAGAAGACAAUAUACAUUUGAGCGAAGAGCAUCUGCUAACACCUUCGUUACUAUGA
Molecule: messenger RNA, 246 nt
Organism: Dentiscutata heterogama
Lineage: Eukaryota; Fungi; Glomeromycota; Glomeromycetes; Diversisporales; Gigasporaceae
Source: the annotation of a GenBank genome assembly